Paramuricea clavata is the source of this 11025-nucleotide messenger RNA. The record is from the annotation of a GenBank genome assembly. Lineage: Eukaryota; Metazoa; Cnidaria; Anthozoa; Malacalcyonacea; Plexauridae.
AUGAAUGUAUCAAAGUGGUUGCAUCAUGAUACCGACGAUGCACAACAAGAUAGUGAUAUCAGAUCUACUGAGGAGAAAUGUAAGAGUCUGGCAAAUAAUUUGAACGAGCUUGACAAUAAUUUAAAGAAUGAUAAAGAAACUUUGGCGAAAGUUGAUGAAGAGAGAGGAAAAUUGGACAGUCAGUGUAAAUCUCUGUCUCUGGAGAUUGAGAGGUAAUUACAUUUUUGGUAUAUAGUGUUGUAGUUGUUUUGUUGAGUGGAAACAUAUGAGUGGAAAGGACCACAUAUUCAUAUGUGCCAAUUGCGCGUGUUUGCCAAUUGCGUGUACAGUGUAUUUGUCAAGCACGCGGAACAACUGACCUGCAAUUGUAACUGAGUUGAGAUCUACUUUGUUAAAAUUGAAGCUGAUUGUCGGCCAUUGCAAUAAAAGGAACACAAAUUUUUCAUCUAAAAAUUGAUUUUCAAAAGUACUUUUCAGUAGUGACAACAACGUUGUCAAAAUUCAAGUGAUUUAAACGGUAUUUGGUUACUGGUAUAAUAUUUGGUUAUCAUUAAUAAUAUACCUCAACAUACUUCAAAAAAAUAUACAGUAAAAUUAUACAGUGAAUUACAUUCUAGGGUAGAGUAAACUAAACUAGUCUACUAAACUUUGCAGUAUCACAUUGAUAAGCACUCCACUGUUUUUCUGCGGAAUAUAUGAUAAUAAAAUUGUCUUGGGAUAGGCAAGAUAAAAGUGUAAGACUGUCUAGCAAACAUUCCAAUGGCAUCGCUUUAAAGCAUCAACCUCUUCUUGCAGGCUUCUUCAACUAAAUGAAGAAAUGGAGAAAGAGAAAGCUACUUCAUUUCUGAAUAGACAGGGUCAACAGGUAAAGACUGGUUUUCAUUAGUCGACGACACUCGCCGAUGUCGAUUCUGUGACCGUCUAAUUCAUCCGCGACUGUCACAAUAAUUUUUUGCGACAGUUGGUGGUAAUCACAGACAUUCUAUGAUAAUAAAACAAAUGAAAGCACUGCAUGUUCACGAGUUGUAGGUGACACUGAGUCGUAGAACUUUUACCUUGGUCCCAACUUUAUGGGGCUUCGGUGGCCAAGUGGUUAGCGCACUUGCCUUUCACCUCUGAGGCUUGUAGGUUCGAGUCUCACUAAGUACCUUCUCAGUGCGACUCGAACCCAGUCCCCAUGUGAAAAGAGUAAAAGUCAACACUCUGCCGAAAGCCGUGGGUUUUCCCCGGGUACUCCGGUUUCCUCCCACAGGGAAAGUUGACAGGGUGGGUUAGGUAAAAAGGGCCCACAGUAAUUGGCAUAUGCUGUUGUGGUGACCCUGCCCUAGUUGGCAAAGCUAAAUAAAUAAAAAAAAACAAAAAAAACAACUCCUCUUCACGCUUGAAAUUUUCGCAGAAUCAUAAAAACAACGUAAACCGCCCACUGUUUACCGACGAUCGCGUGGAAUAUAGGAAUCGACGACUGUUGGCGAGUGUUCGCGACUAAUGAAAACCAGCUUUUUAACAGUCUCCCUAGUCCUUAUAAAAUAUCUGUACAAACACUUAGUGAAAUUUCAUGCAGGAUUGUCAUAGAAGUGCGCAUACUAAUACUACUGUAUGUCUUUCCAGUAAUUUGUUCUAAUACCCAGCUCUUUCUUCUUAAUCAAUUCUUAAAAUGAUGUCUUUCUAAUACACCCUUUCGAUAAUUACGUCAUUUCGCCUGGCAGCCUCGCUCUCAUGAAUUGUGAGCCAAUCACCUUGCGUAAUUUACUAAUUAGAGCGAGGCUCCGAGACCAAAAAGUAUGUGUGACGUAUUUAUCGAAAGGGUGUAUUAAUGUAAAAUCACAGUGUUAUAUAAUUCUGCAUCCUGAAAAGCUCUAAUCAAACAAUUUAGCCAACAUAGUGUUUGAGGAACAAGGGCAAGAUGCAUUUAUCUGUUGCCAAGUGAGAGCAAUCAUCUUUCACAUCUGAGGUCGUGGAUUCGAUUUUCUCCCCGGAGCCAUGACACUUAUGUGAAAGGAGUCAGUCAACGCUCUACCGAAAGUCGUGGGUUUUCUCCAGAUACUACUGCUUCCUCCAAGGACUGCCGAGAGGUUGCGGGGGGCCCGGUGCAAACAUUUCCCAGAGGUCCCUAUAACGUCAUAGUUGUAAAACGGGAGAACCUGUAUUUUACAAUAUAUUACACUUUAUUGCAUAUUAUCCGGCACUAACGCAGCUAAGAUUUAUAUUCUUAGUUAAGCAAUCUUCUCGCAACAAAUUUUAGAGGGCUUCUUUGCUUUGGGGACCCCUUUUGAGCUGGGGAUCCGGGGCAAUAUGCCCCCACCCCUGCCCCCCGCUUGGCGGGCUUGCUUCCUCCUCGCACAGAGAAUGUUACAGGGUGGAAUGUUACAUGAUCAGACAUGGGUCACAAGGUGGCUGCCAGAGGCGCCCUUAGAAAGUCGCAAUUCAGCUUAGUUCUCAGCUGCAAGUAAGGAUCCCCACUUAUUUCUAAGGGCAGUCCUGACGCUAGGCUACCCCUAAUUGUGUUCUUGUAAACAUGCAACAUAUAAAUUCCAACGUAAUUAAAACGUGCUAGUUGGCUACAGGUAUACUCUAAAAACACUCUGGUUAAAUUUGGGUUAAUUCAACCAGGAAGGGGUUAAAAAUCCACCUACACAAUCCUGGUUAAAAAAAUUAAACCAUUUUCCUGUUUAAAAGUCCAAAGAAGUAUGGCCAGAUUUUUGUUGAAUCAAUAAUUUUUAACCAGGAAAUGAGUUAAUUUAACCAGGAAUGUGCUAGGUGGAUUAUUGAUCCAGUUCCUGGUCGAAUUUAACCAGAGUGUUUUUAGAGUGAAUUAUACUGUCGCAUAAAUAUGGGUGCUUUUGUUGACUAUACUUUUCUUUUCAAUUCAGAAAGACAAGGCGGAAUUAGAAGAUCAAAUUCGUGUGUUGACAGAUGAGAAGACUAAGCUAGAAGAUACAUUAACUUCUGUGAAAAAAGAAAAGUCGGACAUUGAUUCAGAGAUUCAAAAACUAAACGAAAAACUGCAAGAAGAAAGUUAUUUAAGACUUGUCCUUGAGAACGAAGUCUCCGAAAUUACUGAACUGUUCAACAAAGAAAAGAGUGAACAAGCGGACUCUUUAAAAGAAAUUGAAAGACUUAAAGUGGAAGUUGAAGAAACUGAAACCAAAUUCGAAGAACUUAAAGUUGAAUUAACAAAUAGUAAAGAGGAAUUAGAUUCAGUAGCAGGAAAUUUGGAUACAAAGGAAAAUGAAUUGGGAAAAGUGGAAGAAUUACUAGAAAAGUCGCAGACGGAGAAAGAAGAGAUGGAAAGAAAUAUAGCGAGCUAUGAAGAACAGCUUGCCAACUUACAAUGUACAAUGGAACAACAAGUAUCAUCAUUGAGGUUUCAGUUGAGCUCCGAAGCUCUUAAAUAUGACGAAGAAAUAAAAGUUAGUUUUUUGCUCAUUUUAUAUAGCUUAGGAUAAAAUGACAACUAGGGUGGAAAACAGGAGGCUAGGUUCGAUGUUGUAUACACGGUUUGUGACAUUUAUAUGCGUUGAAACAUUUAUUUUACGCAUAAUAAUAUACAUGAAAAAUUUCUCAAUUCUGAUUGGCUAAGAGCAGUGCAAUUUCUUCGAAAUACAGUGCCAAAAAAUGAAAUACAGUGCAAAUUUCCUAAUUUUCUUAAUUUUCUUAUUUUCUUCAAAUUUCUUAAUUUUCUUAAUUUAUUAAUUUCUAAUGGUGACUUAAGCACGUGACUGCAUAAUUUUUUCAUGUUUAUUAUUAAUAAGCAAUAGUAUGGUUUCUCGUACAAUUUGAAAAAACAUAUACACUCGUUCUUCGGACUCGUGCAAUUUUUAUAGUCUUUAAAAAACUCACUCGUACAUGUUUUUUCCAAAUUGCACUCGAAACCAUACUAUUACCUAUACAUAACUGUUGUAUUACUGCACUAUAUGCGUGAAAAUAUUUAUCGAAUUUUUUAGACGUUAUCGGAAGAAAAGCAAGAAGCCAUGUCCCUGAGGGAUAAAAUUCAAGAAAACGAAGAGACCAUAACAGAACUAGAAAAUAAAUUAAAAGAACGAAACGAAACAUGGCAAACAGAAAAAAAGAAAUUAGCAAGUGAUAUCAAGCUUCUCAAGAAUGAGGUAAGCUUCAGAAGAUUAAUUAUGGAAGCUAUUACCUGGUAGCGUCACUAGCGUAGAUAUAUGAAUUUUAUCUCUGAGUCGUAAAAAUAAUAUAAGAAAGAGCACAGGGAAAGCAUGAGUCUCAUAGAAGUUGCCCAUCAGCGAAAUAACCUUGCAUUGAUAUAACUUCCGAGAGGUUCCUUCCAGAUAAUAGACCUUAUGCAUAAUGACGUCACAAGGCUUCAUGUCCGCGAGGAAUGCUGGUUUUAGUAGUCAUCGCCCGGAAAAAUUUCGAUAGUGGCCAUUUUGAACUGUUUAAUUUACCCGGGCGAUGACUACUAAGACCAGCAUUCCUCGCGGGCAUCAAGCCUUGUGACGUCAUUAUGCAUAAGGUCUAUUGCCGCAUCUUUUUGGAAUUGAUUGCUACAUAUUAAUUUAUCACUACUUUAACAUCAUUUCUACUCGGGGGAUAGCGUAGGUGAAGACCCAGUGAGUAUAUGCAUGGUUGCUUUCACAUAACUGCAGUUAUCUUAUUAUCGUUAAUAAUUAAGUUCUGCUUAUAAUAGUUUUGUUUGUGGAAACACCACGUAAAUUUAUUACUGCAAAGCUUUCGAUCCGUAAGCCCGGAUCUUCAUCAGUGCUACCCGGAUCUUCAUCAGUGCUAAUAAUAUGUAUACAUAUUAUUAGCACUGAUGAAGAUCCGGGUUUACGGAUCGAAAACUUUGCAGUAAUAAAUUUACGUGGUGUUUCCACAAACAAAACUAUUAUAUGUUUUAUCGCCAUGCAAACGUACAAAGAACUUAAGUUCUGCUUGUAAUUUUCAUGUUGUUGUAUCUCUUGCAAUCCGCAAUUAUCAUAUACUCGUCUAUACGUACACUGGCACAGUCCGUUCGCUUUGACAUAAUCUGAUCUCAUGCGAUCAUAGCGAGCGAGUAAUAUAUCGUUGCAUCAUGCAAUGAUGUUGAAAUAUUUGGUUUAACUGCUUAUGUUACAAAUUAAGCAGAGUAACACCACAAACAUCAUAUUCACCUGAGUAAAUAACACCAACACACAUAAAUAGUAUCAUAUCGUAGAAUACAUUGAUAUCGAAGGAACUAGACUCCGAAAUAUCACCAACUCGAACCGACUUGACCUCGUAGCUCAGUUGGCAGAGCAUUGGACUAGUAUCCCAAAGUUCGCGGGUUCGAUUCCCACCGUGAUCAGACAAACUUUUCAGCUUGCCCGGUGUGGAUGCACACUCAGAGUAACACCACAAACAUAAGAUUUAUCCAUAUUGAAAAUAUGUUGAAAUAUUUGCGAAAGAGACAGCGUAGGACAUUGGAGAGCUGUUUGGUGUUUGGGUCCGACAGUGUUGGGUCCACAUGCAUGUCAUCAGCUUUUUCAAGCAAAACUACUUGCACUUGCCCAAACGGGCUACCAUGCUAAAGGAAACUUGUAUUUGUCUGAGAUGGUUUUCUUUUUAUGACUCGGGCAAGCCUUAAUGCAUGUCAGAUUCGUUUCAUCAAAUAAUCAUCUCAAUGAAAUGAAAUUCUGCUUGAGGAGACCUGUUAACGUAUUAACGUUUACUUUGACUAUAGAUAAAAGUGUUGAACGGUAACAUAGACGCUGACAAACAAGAAAUUCAGUCAAUAGAAAAUACUCUGAUGUUGUCAAAGAAAAAAUGCGAGAAGGAAAAGGGCAGAAACCAGGAAUAUAGAAAGACAAUCAAGGAAAUACGUGAACAGAAAAGUGAAAAUGAAAAGAUUUUGGAACAGGAGAAGAGUGAGUUGGAAGAAGAUAUUAAACAACUGAAGAACAAGUUAAUUUCACUUUUGAGGUAAUUAUUUUUUCCAUCAAUAUAGACGCCAUCUUGGAUCGUUAUUAAGCUCAAGAUCUAGGGCACAGAGUAUGUAUUUUAUAUAGAGGUCCGACCAUGUAGUCUCCAUGCAAUUCCCAUUCAGUCGCAAUGUGCGUAGUCAGUGCUCUAACGAGCGGCACUCACCCGUCUAAACCAAGCUCGGCAUUUUGAAUGUUUUCAUUGGACUUCUGUUGAGUCUGUAUUCUGUGUCAAGGGUAACAAGUUUACCAUUAUCUGAAAUUGAAACUGGACUGAGUGUCUAUAUUCAGGGCGUCGGCCAUUGUUAUUAAGAUUGCAUUCACACGAGAUCGCACGAAUUCAGAACCGUACGCAAAUUUGUCCGGUCCCAUUUGUUCACACCGAAAUUCGUGUAGUUAGCUGAGCUCGAAUUCGUCCAUGCGUCCUUUCUAAUUACAGUUCUUCAUCAUUCUUUUGGCCUCCCUCUCCAUUUAUCCCCCUCUACUUUACGCUCCAUUGCCUGUUCCACUCCAUUUUUUUUGUUGUUGUUGAUCAUCAUAACAUGACUAUACCUCAGUUGACCUCUUAUCUUUUUCAAAAUAUUUCAGUCUCCUUUUUCUGAUUUCAACACUUUUCGUUUGUGUAUCAAGGAUUUGUUGGGGUUUUUCUAGUGAUAAGUCAGAGCUGUGGAAACGAUCUACCCAACUGGAGUUUGACAUGAAAACCAGAUUGUCAGAGACAUGGGUGGAAGAUAAGGACGUCAAACAUUGUCCACAAUGUAAUAUUGAGUUUACCUUGUUUCUAAGAAAGGUAAAAUACCAUGAAUUAUUCCACGUUCUUAGGGACUGGUCAUAAUUUAUCAGGGGGGUGGGGAGGUGUAAUUCAAAAUUUUAAGGAAUGAUAUUUUGUGACCCUGCUUUGCCAUAACCCGGAAAAAUAAUACCCCCCCCCUCCCCUCUCUCUCUCUUGCUCGUGUCAGUAAAAAUGUACGUACCUACUAGUAAACCCUGCAUUCAAUAAAUUUUCUAAUUGCACUUUAAAUUUUCUAAUUUUCUAGUUGCGCUUUAAAUCAAAUACUAAAAUUUAUAUUAUACCAAUACAUAGUCAUAUAAAACUUUAGUUUUUUCAAACUUUUCAUUAUAUUCUAAGUUUAAAGAAUCAUUUUUUUUCAAUGCAACUCAAACAAUAUGUGAUGUAUAAAACAAUUAAUUGAACUAAAACAGCAGACCCCCUCCCCGCCUUCUUAAGCUGUCUAAUAUUUUAUGAACCCCCCUUUUUCCUGGCUAAAAAAUAUGUGACCCCCCCACUGUUUCCACCUCCUGCUAAAUUAUGACCAGUCCCUUAUUUCCCGCAUUCUUAAUGCAGUUUUAGCACAAAAUCAAUCUCAUAAACAGUGACACAAUAACUAUAAUUGUUUAGUCUAUCUCACAAUUGUACUCCAGUCCUAAGAAUUACAAAAUAUUUACAUGAUCAGAUGCCUAAUAAAAAGUGUUUGUGGUAAUAUUGAUGACAUUUGGGACACAUUUCUGUUUUUGCGAUACUUAAUACACCCUUUCGAUAAUUACGUCACAACUACCCUGUUUUCAACUUAGGACCACCUUAAAUGGAAAGGAUUUCAAGUUUGUUUCUCAUGGGCUAGGCACAGAGAAGCAGAACAUUCUUCUUCAACAUAUGCAUGAAAAAGAAUUUCCAUUUUGAUCAAUAAAUGAGCCUCGUUUUCGUGUUAAAGCUUAUUUCCACAUUUAUUGGUCAAAAUAAAGAAUUUUUUUCAUGCAUGUGUUGAAGAAGGAUGUUCUGCUUCUCUGUGCAUAGCCCAUAAGAAAAAAAAUUGAAAUCCUUUCCAUUCAAGGUGGUCCUACGUUGAAAACAACGUAGUUGUGACGUAAUUAUGGAAAGGGUGUAUUGGGGUACACCCAACCUGAGAGCCCUUCAUCAGAAAUUGAAUAAAUUCCAUUCAGUAUCUAUCUUUCUGUUUUAAAUUUGUGUAAGUCUUUAUGUUUUAAAUUUUUUCACCUGAAAAUCCUUACCAUUUAUCGUCCUUCUCAGUACACAAGCGCCCGUUCAGUUAUACUUGCAGUUUUUGCUGCGAUUUCUAGCCGUGCGAUUAUCGUCUUCAGCUUAAAUGUAAAUGAGUUAUGAAUGUCCAGAUGAUACAGUCCUUCGAUCACUUGUUCAAUCGCACUAGAAAUCGUAGCAAUAAUUGCAAGUCUAAAUGGGCCUUCAAUUUACUUCAGGGUGCGUUACUGUAUGUGCAGAGGUCAUGCCAUGCGACUAAACGUGUAGGAAUUUUGCAUCGGUAUAAAUUUUAAGGAUCUGUAUAAAUUUUAAGGAUCGGUGUUUAGUCAUAUUGUGUGGUCAGGCAUAUUUUUCAAGCUUGCCAGGUGUGGAUAUACACUCAGAGUAACAUCACAAACAUCAUAUAUUCACCUGAGUACAUAACACCAACACAGAAAAUUCAUGAUUAUUAGAUUGCAUUGAUAUCGAAGGAACUAGACUCAGUUCCGAAAUAUCACAUACUCGAACCGACCUGACCGCGUAGCUCAGUUGGCAGAGCAUUGGACUAGUAUUCCAAAGGUCGUAGGUUCGAUUCCCACCGUGGUCAGGCAUAUUUUUCAAGCUUGUCCGGUGUGGAUAUACACUCAGAGUAAAAUCACAAACAUCACAUAUUUACCCGAAUACAUUACACCAACACAGAAAAUUCAUAUGUCAGAUAUUCCCUCAAACAUUUCUCACAAAUCCUUCAAGACUUAGAAUUUACCUACGCAAAACGUAUAAUGUUAGUAUCUUGUCUUUGAAGGUUAUGUUUUGAAAGAUUUGGUGACCGCGUCAAAUACUGGAUAACACUGAACGAACCGUGGGAGGUCGCCAUUCCUGGUUACUGCCGAGGACAGACGGCACCGGGUCACAAAGACCUAGCCAGGGGAGCUUACAUAGCCGUGAAAAACCUCAUCCUAUCUCACGCGAAAGCUUGGCAUACGUACGACAAAGAAUUUCGGCCAACACAACAUGGACAGAUAUCUAUCACGCUCGAUUCAAGUUGGCCCGAGCCUUAUACCAGUUCAAAACAAGACCAAGAAGCAGCGGGUAGAUUUCUAGCAUUCCAUCUCGACUUAUUUGCGCAUCCUAUAUUUGUGGAUGGUGACUUUUCGUCUACGGUAAAAGAACAAGUUAGUUUACAUUCGAAAGCAAGUGACAUUGAAUCUCGCCUGCCAGUUAUAAGUGCAAACGAAAGAAAGCUCAUUAAAGGCAGUCAUGAUUUUUUUGGCCUGAACUUCUACAGGUGUCAAUUGGUGAAGCAUCAGUCUUCCUUAAAUGGCGCGAAAACGCCUCAAACGUUCGACACCGACCGAGAUACCGAGGAAAUGAUGGACAGCUCGUGGCCUGGGACCGAUGCGUCAUGGUUGCGGAUGACGUCAUUUGGAAUACGUCGGAUAUUGAAGUACAUCAAGGAUCAUUAUGGGAACCCUAGGGUCAUUAUCACAGAGAACGGUUGUACCCAGGCCGGUGAGCAUGACGCGGUUGGGGAGAGAGCUCUGGAGGAUUAUUUCCGAGUGGAUUGGUACCGAAGAUACUUGAAUGAGGUUGGUUUUCAUGCUUUAUAUUAUUCCCAUGGUGCAUUGUGGUCACAGUCAGUCAGGUAAUCGGUUGGUUGACCAGUCAGGCCAUAGCCUAUAUCGAAGGGAAGAUGGCUGUGAAACUCAUUAGAAUGAACAAAUAAUAUAACUCAUUAUCUAUGUUAGUCAACGUUUAUUUUUAAAUCUGGUCCUUCACCGUCACGUGUGUAUUGUAUUUUUGCCCAACUGACCAAUAGAAAUGUUUUAGGAAAGUUACCUAUCCGUGACUCGAACAAUAGGGUAAAUUGGAAAUUGCUAGUAUUGGUUAGUUGGGCAAAAAUACAAUACACACGUGACGGUGAAGCACCAGAUUUAUGAAUAAACGUUGACUAACAUAGAUGAUGAGUUAUAUUGUUAUUCUAAUGAGUUUCACAGCCAUCUUCCCUUCGAUAGGCAUGGUCAGUCCAGGCCGCCUGGUCGGUCGGUCAGGCAGCCAUUCGGGUGGUUGGUCAGCACGCAGUCUGUUGGUUGUUCGGUCAGUCAGUCAGGCCGGCAGCCAGUCAGGCAGCCAGCUGCCUCGAUUUGUGUUUGAAAUACUUUUUAGAAAAAGAUUCAACGCUAAAUAAGUCAGUUUGGAAUAAAAAUGCACUUUUAUUCUCUGCAUGUAGGUACUUAAGGCGAUCAAGCUGGAUAAAGUGGACGUUAGGGGAUACACAGCAUGGUCAUUGAUGGAUAAUUUUGAAUGGGAUGAUGGAUAUAGGUUAAGGUUUGGACUAUAUAGAGUAGAUUUCGCUGAUCUGCAGAGAGCAAGAACAGCCAAACUUUCUGCUCACUAUUAUAAAAAAACUAUUCAAGACAAUGGCUUUCUCUGUCAACAUUUUGAUUGAAAAAAUCAAUUGAAUUGUUUUUAUAUUUUUUAAAAAAUUUAAAGAUAGAAUUACGUCCAAAAAACAAGAAACCUGAAAGCUGUAUAUACAGAGUGUCCCAAAAAACCCCGCAAAACCAUUGAAAUAACGUAUUGUUAAAAUUUGAAUGCCCUAGCACUAAGCUGAAUGUGGCUGAACGCAAAGAUGAGUAUGAUAUUGACAAGGGUGCAUAUAUUAAAUAUUGACUUAUUAAGAAAUUAAAAGAUGGCUUUAGCGCACGAUUUUCUGCUCUUGGGAAUUUAAAACAGCUUCUUAAACGGUUUCUUUAUGCAUAAAAUUUACUUACGUCAAGCUUUGAUGCACGUGUGAGUUCAGCCGAGUGCUGAGUCAUUCAAAUUCUAACAAUACGUACGUUAUUUCAAUAGUUUUGGGGACACCCUGUAUAUAUACAGCUAUUUCAAUUAAGGUUGUCCACGAGCAAAGCGGAAAAGUCGAAUACGAGCGCGAAAGGCUGCUGGGAAUCGCUAUGAAAAUUCAUUAAUUUGUUAGCGAUUCCCAGCAGCCUUUCGAGCUCGUAUUCGACUUUUCCGCUUUGCUCGUGGACAACCUUAAUUGAAAUAGCUGUAUAUAAGACAAUCUGUCAAAAGGGAAAAUGCCGAAAAGGUCAACAUUUGAAUAUUUGAAUAUCGAUUUAAAUUGUCCAUAUUAAAAAAUAAAUUACCGUC